UUGCUGAUUUUGGUGAUUUAGGCGACAUGGCACAGCAAAUAUAAGCAACAUUGAGACUGCGCAGGUAGCGCCAUCUUUUCCGGACUUGUGCGUCGUCCAUAUUGCGUGCUGCGCAAGUAGGUCUCCCAAAUUUGUGAGAAUUUUAUUGUGAAAAACGUCAACUAAGCAGUCUUGACAUGCCGAAGAACAAGGGAAAGGGAGGUAAAAACAGGAGAAGAGGAAAGAACGAAAAUGAAACAGAAAAGAGAGAACUCGUCUUCAAGGAGGACGGUCAAGAAUAUGCUCAAGUUAUCAAAAUGCUCGGCAACGGACGGCUAGAGGCCAUGUGCUUUGACGGCAUGAAGAGACUCUGUCACAUCCGAGGAAAACUGAGGAAAAAAGUUUGGAUAAACCAGGGCGACAUCAUUUUAGUUGGUCUGCGGGACUAUCAAGAUGCCAAGGCAGAUGUCAUCCUCAAAUACAACCCAGACGAAGCGCGAAACUUGAAGUCCUACGGAGAACUGCCCGAGCACGCGAAAAUCAACGACACUGUCAACUUUGGCGAAGAGGAGGAGGACGACAACAUUGAGUUCGACGAAGUCAGUGGCGACGAGGAUAUCGAAGGGGUAAGCCGUCGUGUCAAGCACCCCCAGAGUCAAUCCCCACGGUAUCACCAUUUGCAGAAUGUCGAACGCCACUGGUUUAUGUCGCCUCCCUUUCAUGUGAAAUUUACCAUUUUUCUCCCGUGCUUGUGUCGUGUGGAGUCAGCAGAAGUAAAAGGUAAUAAAGUGCUAUUUAUUUCCCUCGCUCCCCGGCCCAAGGAUUUGCAGACAGCAAGGACUGUGCCGUCGUGAAAACAGUUUGCGCUUGGGUGUGCUGUCGCAACUGCAGCCUUGGUGAGGUCCAAGAAGCCCUGCUGCCGAAGUUGCUAGCACCCUGUCCGGACUUUGAAGAAAGAAAAAAAAAGGCAUGUCAUGAGCGACAGCUGUGUGCUGCUCUAGUUUUACCAGUGCCCGAUUGAAGUGGGUGAAUCUGGACUCUUCCUGUGUUACUGCAGUUUGGCUGGGCCAUCCAGUAAGGAACCCUACUGUGUCAACUAGCUCUGUUGUAGCUGUUGUAUUUGAAGCUGUUACCACUCUGUUGGUCUAUUGUUUUUACCGUGGUGUGUGCAGGGCAGCGGCAAAAUUGUUGUGUGGUUGUAGACAUUAAAAAAGGCUGCUUCACUUGGAUGUUUAAAGUGUAUAUUUUGAUGUGUGCGAUAAUGGCUGCAGGAAGCGCGUUUCACAUCAUAUUUUUUUCUGCUUUAUCUUAACGUCUGUGAAUAAGAAAAUGAUGUAACAAAGUACUAAUAAAGACAUUACUGCCAAUUCGA
This is a messenger RNA of Rhipicephalus sanguineus (brown dog tick), 1351 nucleotides long. It is a transcript of the gene eIF1A, whose product is annotated as eukaryotic translation initiation factor 1A, X-chromosomal. Gene Ontology annotation, cellular component: cytoplasm. The coding region runs from base 177 to 833 and encodes 218 amino acids. Gene Ontology annotation, molecular function: translation initiation factor activity; RNA binding. Gene Ontology annotation, biological process: translational initiation. The record is from RefSeq and is a predicted model, not a curated record. The transcript has 6 exons. Lineage: Eukaryota; Metazoa; Arthropoda; Arachnida; Ixodida; Ixodidae.